CAAAAUCAAUAACUCUCUGAAUACUAUAAUUGCAUUAGCAGCCACCGUAGGCUUUUUGUUUGAAAAAGAGUAUGUUUUUGAUCCACACUUCAACUUCCACUGUUGUUCUCAGUCUCCAUUUUCUACAACUUCUUCCACUUUCAGUUGUAGAGCGCGUGGAACUGAGUUGCUACCAUUGUUCCAACUCUCUCGAGCUCCAACUUUCAUCAAUGAAUUUUCCAGAGCUUCAAUCUCAGCUUUAAUGGCGGCCACUACUUCUCUGUCUCACCUCUCCUUCACUCCAAAGCUCCACCUACCUUCCCUCUCCUCAGCUAAACCCAGGACCUUCAAGAUCCUAUUUUGUCUAUCCAUAAAGCAAUCCAAUGACCAAACCGUCAAAACCCAUGACUCUUCCAACAACAAGCUUCGCGUCGUCUUUGCUGCUGGUGGAACCGGUGGUCAUAUAUACCCAGCGGUAGCCAUAGCCGACGAGCUCAAAGUCACAAAACCCAUGACCGAAAUCCUCUUUAUAGGAACACCCAACAGCAUGGAAAGCGCCGCAAUAGUCUCCGCUGGCUACGAAUUCACCACCGUCCCUCCAGCCAGAUUAGCCCGCCCUAUCAUCUCCCUCCAAAAUCUCCUCCUUCCCUACCAUUUGAUCAAAUCCACCAUAGAAAGCUACGAAAAGCUUCGUGAUUUCAAACCCCAUAUCGUUAUUGGUACCGGUGGGUACGUCUCUUUUCCGAUUUGUUUGGCAGCUGUGCUUAAUGGGUUCAAGCUUGUAAUCCAAGAACAGAACUCUGUGCCGGGUAUUGCGAAUUGGGUUCUUUCCCACUUGGCGAAUGUGGUUUUCGUUGCUUUCAAUUCGACUCUCGAUUGUUUUCCCAAAGGGAAAGGUGUGGUUUGUGGAAAUCCGGUGAGAUUGUCUCUGAAGAAGUGUGUUUCGAAGGCUGUGGCUAGGCUUCAUUUCUUUCCCAAGUCAGGCAAGAUUGCGGAUUCGGAGGCUAAGGUUCUAUUAGUUCUUGGAGGGUCUUUGGGUGCCAAUGCCAUUAACAUUGCUAUGCUGAAUAUUUAUUAUCAGAUGCUUUUGGAGAACAAGAACCUGUUUAUCAUUUGGCAAACUGGAGUUGAAGCUUACAAUGAGAUGGAAAGUCUUGUUAAGAAUCACAGACAUUUGCUUUUGACACCGUUCAUGCAUUCUAUGGAUUUUGCAUAUGCAGCUGCAGAUCUUAUCAUUUCAAGAGCUGGUGCAAUGACUUGCUAUGAGAUCUUGGCCACUGGGAAACCUUCCAUUCUGAUACCAUCACCAAAUGUUGCUGAAGGACAUCAAUUCAAAAAUGCUUCAUUAAUGGCAGAUUUAGCAGAUGCAAGGGUUAUAACUGAAGAUGAACUUGAUUCAACAACCCUCAGAGCUGCAAUCGAAGAGAUCUUAGGGGAUGCGAAAAAAAUGGCAGAUAUGUCUGAAAGGGCUCUCAAAGCUGCGAACCCCAAUGCCUCUACUGAGAUCGUGCAGCACAUUCUUUCUCUAGUAAACUUGUAGAGAACGAAGGAAGAGCCACAAGCAAGGUAACUGGUGGAACGAAAAUACAAAUAUCAUCCAUGACGAAGAAGCAUUGGAAUUAUGCUCCACUUGAAUUAUCAGUAAAAUUAUUGUUGAUAGAAGCUGAGAUGUUGAUAAAAGUUGAGGCCAUUCUAUCAUAAUUCAGGACUGGUUAGUUAGAUAGAAUCAUUGAGUUUCUCCUACAUUGUUUGGCUCUCAAUCAUUUAUUUUUUUAAUCUACUUUUUUUUUUUUUAGUAGGUUGAGGCUUUUCUGACCAGGGAUGCUAUUUUGUGCAUCCUAAUAUGGUUUGGAGUUGUUGUAUUGAGUAUGAGAAUAGCUGAAUAGGGGACAUGGCAUUUGUAAUGAUUUUGUAACACAAUGAAUCAUUGCACAAAAAGAGAGAGUUCUCCUUAUAAAAA
Messenger RNA from Ziziphus jujuba (common jujube), 1939 nucleotides. RefSeq lists its product as uncharacterized. The record is from RefSeq and is a predicted model, not a curated record. The coding region runs from base 242 to 1519 and encodes 425 amino acids. The transcript has 5 exons. Gene Ontology annotation, biological process: carbohydrate metabolic process. Gene Ontology annotation, molecular function: undecaprenyldiphospho-muramoylpentapeptide beta-N-acetylglucosaminyltransferase activity. NCBI's taxonomy places the organism in Eukaryota, Viridiplantae, Streptophyta, Magnoliopsida, Rosales, Rhamnaceae.